AUAAAGAUUUAUUGUGAAGGUGGAGCCGGAAGCUGUGUGCUCUCCUGCCAACUUGGUGUCGGACAAGCGCCGUCAUGUCGCUGCGGUUCUCGGAUGAAGACUUCCAAGCGGCCUGGAAGGAGUUGGACGAGCCGCAGCUGGAAGGAGGAUGGGAACUUUUCACCGAGACGAUGGGCGUGAAAAUCUACAGGCUUCUUGAUAAGGAAACAGGACUUUACGAGUACAAAGUCUUUGGCGGGCUCAGCAGCUGCACUGCAGAGCUGUGUGCGGACGUCUACAUGGACCUGGCCUAUCGCAAGCACUGGGAUGGAUACGUCAAAGAGCUCUCUGAGGAGCAGUUUGACGGACAGACGGCCAUCUACUGGGAAGUCAAGUACCCCUUCCCUCUGUCCAACAGAGAUUAUCUGUACGUCCGGGAGCGCAGAGUCCUGGACGUUGAAGGCAGGAAGAUCUGGGUCAUCCUGGCCAGAAGCUCUCCAGGGACGCCGUGCCCGGAGAAGAGCGGCGUGCUGAGAGUGAAGGACUACAAGCAGACCGUCGCCAUGGAGACGGACGGCGCCAGUGGGACUAAAGUUUUCAUGAAUUACUUUGACAAUCCUGGCGGCAUGAUUCCCACCUGGCUGGUCAACUGGGCGGCGAAGCCGUCCAUAGCGUUUCUACUCGUAUGGAUUCUUCAUUCAUCACUCCAAGCAAUGUUUAGCGGUGUUCCUGGCUUCCUCACCGACAUGCAGAAGGCCUGCAGCAACUAUCCAACUUACUGCCAGAAGAAAUGACACCUGACUUUUAUUUCUUGCUCAAACUGUGAUUGGAAUGUGCGAGAUUUUAGUAAUCAUCGGUUGGGCUGAGCUCCAUCAGUCUUCGAAGAAUAACAAACACAGCCUCCUCCUCCUCGUUUGAUUUGGAAUGUGAAGAAAAACAGAUGCAUUAGGAUUUAUUGUUUGUGUGUUUUUAUUCCACUGCAAUGAACUUUUGUAAAUAUUAUUUACGAAAUUUCAGCAUGGCUCCUCGAGAAUGUUUGGAUUUGUCUUUGCUGAAUGUUGUUUGCACGCACUACAACUUUCAAUGUGAAAUGAAAAAGCUGUGAUUUGUUUAGUCAUAUUUAUUAAAGUAUGUGUCUUUUAUUGA
Entelurus aequoreus (snake pipefish) is the source of this 1125-nucleotide messenger RNA. It is a transcript of the gene pctp, whose product is annotated as phosphatidylcholine transfer protein. Gene Ontology annotation, molecular function: phosphatidylcholine intramembrane carrier activity; phosphatidylcholine binding. The transcript has 7 exons. The record is from RefSeq and is a predicted model, not a curated record. Bases 75 to 773 code for a protein of 232 amino acids. Lineage: Eukaryota; Metazoa; Chordata; Actinopteri; Syngnathiformes; Syngnathidae.